Columba livia (rock pigeon) is the source of this 5754-nucleotide messenger RNA. Its product is annotated as acyl-CoA dehydrogenase family member 11. Gene Ontology annotation, molecular function: acyl-CoA dehydrogenase activity. The record is from RefSeq and is a predicted model, not a curated record. NCBI's taxonomy places the organism in Eukaryota, Metazoa, Chordata, Aves, Columbiformes, Columbidae. The transcript has 16 exons. Bases 230 to 2269 code for a protein of 679 amino acids.
CUUGUGUUUUUCCAGGCCAUUUUCUGAUCUCUUUCCAAAAACCUUCUCCCCAGAUCCGUUGACAACAAGCUGCUGGAAAGCCCCUCCCCGAGGGAGGGGAGAAGACAUAAUUGAUUUUUCAAGAACAGCUUCACAACAUUAAACCAAAAGAGGAUUUGUGCCGCUGCCAACGCGAGAAGGGUCUGGAGGUGCGAGCUGCUGCGUGACACGCCGGGGGCUUUGCAGGGUCAUGUUUCCCCGUCGCUUGCCUUGGCGGGGACGCGGCGCUACCUGCGAGCCCUGGCAGCUGCGGCGCUGCGGGGAGAGGUGCCAAGCGCCCAGAGGAGUCAACACGACCGCGGGGCAGGAGCAACAGGUCGGCAUGCGGGAGAAACUAUUAGAAGAGCCGAGAACGCCCCUUGAAAGGAGAGAAACUGAGACUCUCUUCCAAGAGCAGCCUGAGAUUGGGAACCAGUAUUUGGAAGAUGCUUUGCUCCGGAAUUACUUGAAAGCGCACCUUCCGCCCCAGGUCCUGCAGGAGGUGAACCAGGACCUGGAGAGAUUUGGAAACCGCCUGCUCACCAAGAUCCAACCUCUGGCAUGGGAAUGCGAGUGGAACCCCCCUGUGUUUCGGCCGUACGAUGCCUGGGGACAGCGGGUCGAUCGCAUCAUCACCUGCUCAGCCUGGAGGAGGAUGAAGGAGAUUGCAGCAGAAGAGGGGCUGAUUGCUGAGGCCUACGAGAGAAGAUACUCCAACUGGAGCCGAAUGUAUCAGGCUGUCAAACUGUACCUAUUUUCAAGCUCCUCUGGAGGUUUCAACUGUCCGCUGGCCAUGACGGAUGGGGCAGCCAAAGUGAUUGAGUCACUAGGUGUUCCUGGAUCUCUGAAAAAUGCUUUUGACCAUCUGACAUCCCGAGACCCUAAAAAGUUCUGGACCUCUGGCCAGUGGAUGACGGAGCGCAGGGGCGGCUCUGAUGUGGCUAACGGCACCGAGACAGUGGCCAGAAAGCAGGCAGAUGGCACAUACCGUCUCUAUGGUUUUAAAUGGUUUACAUCAGCUGCUGACUCUGACAUGGCGUUAACCUUGGCCAGGGUAGUGGAUGCUGAAGGAUGUGUAAAACAGGGUUCCAGCGGCCUGUCCCUGUUCUUCCUGAAGGUCCGAGAUGAGGAGGGGAAGCUGAACAACAUCCAAGUGCAAAGGCUGAAAGACAAGUUGGGCACACGGCAGAUGGCAACAGGGGAGCUGUGGCUCAAUGGAGCUGAAGCACAGCUCAUCUCUGCAGAGGGUCGUGGAGUGGCCUCCAUCUCCAACAUGCUGAACAUAACACGAAUCCACAAUGUCAUUGCCGCUGUAGCUUCCAUGAGAAGGAUGAUCAAUCUGAGCAGGGAGUAUGCCCGUCGGCGAGUUGCCUUUGGGAAGCUCCUCAAGGACCAUCCGCUCCACGUGCAGACGAUGGCCCGGAUGGAGGUGCAGACGCGAGGGGCUUUUCUUCUGCUUAUGGAGAUUGUUCGGCUGCUUGGACUUGUAGAAACCAACAUGGCGAGUGAGGAAGACCAGCUUCUCCUGAGGCUGCUCGUACCGGUCGCCAAACUAUACACUGGGAAGCAGGCUUCUGCUGUUGUUAUUGAGGCAAUGGAGAGCUUUGGAGGACAAGGUUACAUGGAGGACACAGGCUUGCCGGUUGUCAUCCGCGAUACCCUGGUGCUGUCCAUAUGGGAGGGAACAACCAAUGUCCUGUCACUGGACGUCCUGCGGUCCCUCACCAAGAGUCAGGGCCAGGCGCUGGCCGUGUUCUGCUCCGCAGUGCAGUCUGCAGAGUGGCAGGAGAACACGCGGCGAGAAGAGCAAGCGGGAGAGAGCCUGGAAUCCAGCCCAGCCCUGCGGGGAGCUCAGGCUGAGGCUGCACGGGGACCGUCGAAAAAACUGGAGCUGGCUGCGAGCACCGCGGAACUGGGACCCGCCGUGAAGCAGAUGCACGAUGCCAUCGGCCGGCUGGUGCAGUUCGUGCAGGGAGCUGGUUCCAAGGGGACGGUGACCAUGGAGCUGGCGGCAAGAGACUUCUCCUACAGCCUGGCCAGGAUCUAUGCAGGAGCUCUUCUAACCGAACACGCGGCUCGGCCCGGUGCUGCCUCCACAGACAUCUCGGCUGCUGGGCGGUGGUGCAGCGGGGAGCUGUGCCCGGUGGCCGCGGAGCUGCGGAGCGGGAGCUACGAGGACGGGGCGGUGCUGGCGGACAGCGCGCUGGUGUUCGGUGACCCUGACCUGCCGCACGCAGGAGAAGAUCAUUGAUAAAGAGAUUAAACAGAACCGGCCCCAGUACUGAGCCCUGGGGACACCACUCGUGACCGGUCAGCAACUGGACGUGGCUCCUUUCACCACAACUCUUUGGGCCUGACUGUCCAGCCGGUUCUUUACCCAUUGCAGAUACACCAUCCAGCCCAGCCUGAGAUGCUGAAAUGUCCCCACCACGUUUUAGGCCAAGACUAAGUGCUCAAAGGCAGAGAACGACUUCAAGAAGCAGCUCUUCAAGUGCCAAGUGCUGUUCUUUUGAAAGAAAAAACUAACCAAAAAUCAAUCUGGUUUGAAGUUAAUUAAAUGGCAAAUGGCUUGAAGUUAAUUAAAUACAGAAGAACACGGUUUUCCCUGUUCACCCUCUCGCUUUCCAAGCAGGGGAGGCAGGGGCACGGCUUAGUCUGGCUCAUGCUUUUGGUUUUCCCUUUUACAUUCUUCCUUGUCUCAAACAAGCUCAAGCUCUCAACAAGGAGGAGGUGAUUUUAAUGACAUCAAAACUGUACAAGUUUGGACUAAAAUUAAAAAAGAAUAUUUUUCUUAAUUUCUAAUAAGAAAGCUUUUUGUAUUCUCUGUGUCCUCCUUACCUGUGUCCUAAUGAUGCUGCACUUCAUGUCAACAUCAAUUCUGGCAUCAAUUUUGGACUGAAAUCCAGCAAUCCUCCCCCAAAGCAAAUGCCUGAAUAGUCAUUAAAAAGCUGCUAAUAACAGAAGUAAAACAAUCGCAGAAUAAAGUCAGUGGGAAUCAAAGUGGAACUUCCCUCGAGUCGCACAGCACCGUUUGCCCAGAGCUGACCAAAGGGUUUGAUGGGUUCCCCCAUCCCUGACGUGCAGUUCAGUGGAUAAAUAACAUUUGGGCUUGAAAAAUCUCGCACAUCACUGUGUGCGUUUGGUGUCAAAGGCCCUACAGGCGGCAAAGCACCCGAACCUGCUGUGCUGUGUAAAAAUCAGGAUGUGGCUCCAACCUCAGCGAUGGCGGCAAAGUCCGUCAAUGUGGUUUUGAACUACUGGAAUGAGUUUUUCCUAAUAUAUGAACUCUAAUUUGCCUAAAAACACACCCUGCGAACUGGGAGUCCUGCAGAUGCACUGACACAGAAAACACAAGGGACUGUACAACUGUCACCGUGUAGGAAAAUGACACAUUCAUCAAGCCCUAAAUAUUCACUCUGAGGCUACAGCAAAUAAAUGCUGUUACAAACAGGUCAGCACGAGGGUCAAACACCUUACACUGCUGCUAAACCGCUCUCCGCUCUGAUAGGUUUGCGUGUUUUAAAGCAUUUAAUGUUCUUGAAGUAAUUAUGCAAGGUAAUAACGCACCUAUGGGCAAUCAGUUUGUAUUUGUUAAAUAGGAAGAUAAAACUUCAGCAGCAUUUUAAAAAGUUGGAAGUUUGAAGAAUAUGGAAAACUUGAAUCCCAAAAUGCAACGAUCUGAGCUCUGAUGUCAGAGGGGAAAACAGGGGUUGGGAACCGGUGAUUCCUCUGCUCAGGAACCGGCCCGGCUGUGUUACAGACAGACAGACAGACGCUGUACGGACAUGGCUGUGUUGAAAGGUCACGUUUCUCUUCUUGCUCUUGUGCUGGCGGAUCCUCUCCAGCAGAAACAAGGGCUGAGCUGUGACCAAAGCCCUGCGUGCCCUCCUGGGCAGCCUGGGCCAGGCUCUGCCACCCUCACCAUGAAGAAGUUUCUUCUCAAAUUUAACUGGAACCUCCUGUGUUCCAGUUUGCACCCAUUACCCCUUGUCCUGUCACUGGUUGUCACCAGAAGAGCCUGGCUCCAUCCUCCUGACACUCCCCCUUUCCAUAUUGAUCCCCAGGAAUGAGUCCCCCUCAGUCUCCUCUUGUCCAGCUCCAGAGCCCCAGCUCCCUCAGCCUUUCCUCACACGGGAGAUGCUCCACUCCCUUCAGCAUCUUGGUGGCUGCGCUGGACUCUCUCCAGCAGUUCCCUGUCCUGCUGGAACUGAGGGGCCACAGCUGGACACAAUAUUCCAGGUGUGGUCUCCCCAGGGCAGAGCAGAGGGGCAGGAGAACCUCUCUGACCUACUGACCACCCCCUUCUAACCCACCCCAGGUACCAUUGGCUUCCUGGCCACAAGGGCCCAGUGCUGGCUCAUGGUCACCCUGCUGUCCCCAGGACCCCCAGGUCCCUUUCCCCUACGCUGCUCUCUAAUAGGUCAUUCCCCAACUUACACUGGAACCUGGGGUUGUUCCUGCCCAGAUUCAAGACUCCACAUUGGCCAUGUGCAAUGCUCCCAUUAAGCUGCACAAACCGCCUCCAUAUAAGAAAGUGGUUUUAAGUGUGUAAGGCAGCGCUGGCGCUGCAAACCAGGACGGCAGUGCCGCUCUGCCCUCAGGCUCGCAGCAGUUUGAGCUGCUACAGGAGAGGCAAGGAGGUUCAUUCGGAAGAACCCAUCACUGGGAAAGGAGCUCCCACCCCACGCCUGCUGUGGGCUGCUCUGCCCCGAUGUGAGACCGUCACCCACGGGGGAAGGCAAGUUCUCAGCUCCCACCAGCGAGGGGCCCUGUGGGGCUUCGCUCUGUGUUCCUGAAGCAGCGCCCCCCGAGGAGCGCGGGGUCCAGGCUGUGCCCUGAGCAGGUAACCGCUGCAGCCCCUCAAACAACACUUCAAAGUCACACAAUCAAACUGUGGGGUGUAACUGAAAACCUGCUGUUCCUUUGUGUGUUCUUAAUAGUGAUAUAUGCUUUUCUUUAUUCUUGAAGCUGUAAAUACCACUCACCAGCUGCGAUCUCAGCUCUGCCCAGACUCUGCGCUUCUAUUUGAUAAAAUAAAUACCAUGAGAUCAUAAAGCAAUUUCAGACAAUGUCUAGUGACUAGAACAGGCCUGUCCCAAAAUAACUCCCAGUUGCUCAAGGAGCUGUUCGGUCUCCCUGAGAAUUCAGGGAAAAUCCUCUCUCUCAAUUUCAAAUAUGUCAGAAAAGGAGGAACUGAUUGAAUACGAGUGUAUGUGACAGGAGCACACGCAGCCAAGGGGCUGAAAUGGGGAAAAGGAGAAGAAUCAGACCCUGGUGGACGACAAACAGCAGCUGAGCUUCCCACCCUCCGGGAGAAGAGUAAAAGAUGUUCAACUGGAGCGAGUUGGGUUUGCUCCCAAAGGGCCGCGGCUCCGCCGUCCAGCAUUUCAAUAAGGCAGAAGGUGCCAAGGACAGGCGAGCGCUGCGGAGGGGAAGGGCCGGCCUGGGCCACCCCCACAUCUGGGCCACCCCCACAUCUGGGCCACCCCCACAUCUGGCCAACCUCACCAAACCACGCAUGUUGCACUGACGGGCCACGUGGUUUGCGUCUCCUCUGCCUCCCUGGGACCAGCAAAACUGCGCUUAACGGGUUUUCUUCUAAGUUGAGGAGCAACAGAUUGUUCCUUGCAAAGACACAGCGAAGGGCCACGGUGCUCAAAGGCCUCGGUGCUCCUGCUGAACCUCCAAUUUAUCCCCUACGGAGGACGGGGAGAAGGAAAAUAAAAAAUGAGAAAG